ACAAAUCCUGACUGCACCAUUUAACCCAUCCAUACCCCAGUGAGAUGCAAUGGUUGCAUCCAGCACUGCUAGCUCUCAGCUCCGCCAGGGCAUACUGCAAUGGAACCAGCUGGGCUCUGCGACUGCUCCCCACCACAGGGGCUGCCUGCUUGCAUAUGUCCCCCAAAAUAUGCCCAGCAGUGCCCUCAGCAGCAAGGCAGAGGCAUAGAAAGCUGCUCCCUCCCCAGCUGCCUCACUUCACUCCUCGCCGCUUGCACAUCUGGAUUGUUAAUAAAGCAGCUCAGGAAGGCAGCAAUCAUCCCUGUGACAGCUUUGUUUAAUGAAGUCGGCCUUCAUUAGGCAUUUCCGUUCCACUUGAAAAGCUCCUCUGUGAGGAUGCUCGAAUGCCCUGCGGCUGAGUUGGUGGGCAGGGAUUGGUGAUGCUGCAGGGACAGCAUCCCAAUGAGGAUCAAUGCUACCCCUGCAAGGGUACCACUAUUUCGUUGCCCUCAUGUCCCCACUUUGGGCACCAAUCCCAGAGAGCCAUGGGCACAGGGUCUGGCCCUGACCCUGUUUUAGGUCUUGCAGGCACUGGGGAAAGGGCAGGCUAGAGAGCAGGAUGCUUACAGGGAGCCAGCUGGAGUGGCCCUACAGAGAGGGUAAUUUAGCUAAUGCCUGCCAGUGUGCUCCUCGAGGAGAGAGCUCUAAAGUGCUCGGCAGUUAUCUGUCCAGAGGGAGCACUGUCAUCUAAUCAGUGCCAGGCUUGGCAAGCCACCAGCUGCAGCAAGUCAGGAGAGACCCAGGGCUCCACGCUUAGACAUGGGGAACACCCUCCUGCAGCCAGGAGCCCCUCCCCAUCACAGGAUACUCUGUGGGCUUCCUUCUCCCACUGUCACAGCACCCCACUUCUCUCACAUCCCAGCACCUUCCCUCAGCUCCCUCAUGGGCCAUUUCAACAUCCAUCCACAUCAUCAGAUCACAUCUUUUCUUCGCACCUCCUCCCCAUGUCCUGGCAAUGACUGCCACUGGCUUUGCCCCUUAUCAUGACAGUAUAGAUGGCUGAGAGCAAACAAAUAGUGAGCCGCAGCUGUGAGGCUUGUACCACCACCCAUAGCUUCUCAAGCUCAUUCAGGUUCUGCUCACAGGCACUCUGCCUCCCUCCCCAGCUCAGUCCUGCUCCUGCAUGCAGUGAUGGGCGACACAUUGCCCUUCCCCGCUGCAGCCUCACACAGCAGCCCAAUAGGCAGAUGGUUUUUAUCCCAUUUCAUGCUGAUUUUGGCAUCAGCCUCGCCUCCCGCACCAGCGCGGAUGCGAACUCUCCGCACAGCGCCUCAACACUAUUAUCUCCAUCAGCCAAACUUGCAAUCUCCUGAAAAAAGAUCUCUCGCUAUUUUGACAAGUUCUCUUUCCCACCACCUCCUGUCGACUGGCAGCGACGCCAGCUCUCACAGCCGCCUGUUUCACAGAGGGCUCAUCCCCCACACCUUAUCUCCCCUUCUUCUCCUGUGUCCUCAUGGAUACUGCUGGAUGCAGGACUGGGUGCCGGCAGCAGAGGUGUCUGCACAGAGUGUUGUUCUUGGGCUGUGGGCUCCAGAACAGACACAGAUGGUGAGCCCACACGCCGCGUCGCUGCAGGAGACAGUGACCUACACGCGGGCGUUAUGCGAGAUUUGGGGAGGGAGGAGGGGAGCUGACGAAAAAGCACACUCCCGCGGCAGCUCAGCUCUCACCUCCACCCCUGCAGCCCUCCCCCAGCAGCUGCCUCCAAUGCCAGUGCUCUCCCAGCCUGUUGCCGUCACUCCUGCUCUGAUAUGCUGGUUUUUGGAGAGGGGUGUUGGGACAGAGGGUGCUGGGGGUGCAAGAGCAUCCCACAUCCCACAUCCUGCAUUAUCCUGAAUCCUGUGUCCUGCAUCCCACAUCUUGCAUCCUGCAGCAUCCUGCAUAAUCCUUCAUAAUCCUGCAUCCCACAUCCUGCAUACUACAUUCUGCAUCUCAAGUCCCAUAAUCCUACAUCCUGCAUCCUGAAUAAUCCUGCAUUCCAUAUCCUGCAACAUCCUGCAGAAUCCUGCAGCAUUCUGCAGCCUGUAUUCCAUGUCUUGCUUCCAGCAUUCUGCAUCCCACAUCUUGCAUCCUGCAUCCUCAAUCCCACAUCCUGCAUUCCAAAUUCCACAUCCCACAUUACAAAUUCCACAUCCUGCAUCCACAAUCCUACAUCCUGCAUCUCUGAUCUGACAUUCUGCAUCCCACAUCAUUCAUCCUGCAUCCCACAUCCUGCAGCAUCCUGCAUUCUACAUCCCACAUCUUGCUUCCUGCAUCCUGCAUCCUACAUCCCAAAGCCCACAUACUGCAUCUCGCAUCCUCCAUUCUGCAUCCCACAUUCCACACCCUGCAUCCUGCACAAGUGAGAGAUUGCUGGAUGCUCUGUGCAGGCUCUGAGCCUUUCUGCAGAAGGGGCACCUGCUCAUGCUAUGGAAGGGACAAAAUCUACAUUGGGGUUUGACAGGUGCCUGCCAGGCAGUACUGGUACCCAGACAGUGGGCAGCAGGACUCCCAGAUCCUCCCACAACUUGAGCAGGGAAUGAGCUCCUCCUCACCUUGCUUUGCCAGGAAUCACUGCUUUCAUACAUGGCUCUGGUAGCACAGGGCUUCCCCAACAGAACCACUUAAUGCUCUCACAGCCUCUCAGCACAAUCCUCCACUACCUCCUCUUUCCCCAGUCCUCUGGGGCCAGCACUCAGCUGCAGAGAUGUUUUCCUCUGGCCCUAUUUAUGAUUCGCUUCCACAUUCUCCAUCCCCCUCCUCACCACGUGCACCUCAGAACAUUUCCAGUGCAUUCAGCAAAUAAUGAUAGAACUACUGAGGUUGGAAAAGACCACGAAGAUCAUCCAUCUGGUCCUCCCACCAACCCAUCCCCACCAAGCUCAUUAAUCAUGUCCGUCAGUGCCACAUCACCACAUUUCUUGGACACCUUCAGGGAUGGUGACUCCAGCACCUCCUCAGGGGAGCAAUCCAAAAGGAGAGCAUCCUCAGAAGGGAUUAAGUGCAGUGUGGCUCCCCAAAUCAGGGCAGAGCGAUGAGGCUCUGCAGGUGAUGGAGCAAGGCACAACAGGAGCUGACAGCACAGGCAGCAAACAGAUGAAUCCUGCCUGCAGCUCAGCUUUGCUCAUAUGCAGCCUCUGGGGAAGGAGCCAUGGGUGACAAGAGCUGCAGUCUCACCUCACUCCUGACUGGACAUCGAGGAAAUGAGAUAGAUUUUUAUGGAAGUAUGGUGGAUAACUGCAGCUGGUUCAGCAGCAGUGGGACCAGUGUCAGCUCCCACAGAGCUGGCACAUCAUGAGGAACUGCAGGACCACCAGCUCCAGGGCUGUCACCCAGUCCAGACAAUGGUCAGGGACCUCUGCAGGUCCACUGCCCUGCUCAAGCAGAGCUACCAAGAGCACUGCUUGGAGCUGCUUCUAGGAGGGAUCUGAGCACCCUAAAUUCAUGCCCCGGUAUAGUGGGCACUUUCAAAUAGUGAAGCAGAGCAUUCAGCCAGUGGUACCCAUAGCAGAAGGGUGUCAGGGGAUGAGUGACUGCUCUUACCACGCUGGUGAAGGGGAUGGAGAGGAUAUCCCACCUUCAGCAGGAGUGCUUGGGGGCUGUCCCCUCCUCAUCAGCCCAGCAACCACCCUUCUACCACACCACUCUUGCAUACCCCCAGCCCUGCAGUGUACACCCCUCCAGUCCUGGGCAACAGGAGAGCUGAAAACCUUUGUGCUGUAUUGUGCUGGGAGAACAGAAACCAUUGUGUCCCUGCCCCACAGGAUGUGCAGCAGGUAAUGGUUUAAAGUGGCAGCAGUCUGUGGCUGGAGCUCAAUGGGGAAGAUCCUAGGGUGGAAGCAGAGCCCUCUGCUCCUGCACCAGCGCAGCAGCCCCAGCGCUGUAGUCCUUGAGGUUGUCUCUAAGAAAAGCAGCUGAGCCUAGGGGCCAGAAGAUUUGCAGGGAAAGCUUUUAUUGGUAUCUCUCAGCCAAUGCCAGCCCAGUUUAGAAAAAAAAAAAGAAAAUGCUCCAUCUCUCGGAGAGCUGUUUAACACAGCUCAGGCAGCAAUUGGUACAGGGACAGCAAACCAGGCUGCAUCUGCUCAGCCCCAGUCAGAAGCUCCCUGCUUCCUCCGUGUGCGUGUGCGCGCGCUAGACACCGGCAUCCGCUCUCAGAAUCUCGCUGUCUCCUGCAGCCUCCGGCGCUCAGCGCACGGCUUUGGCUCCCCGGUUCCAGCCUCCCCGCUCCUUUCUCCGGCGGGAAGCGCGGGAUGCGCUGAGCACCCGCGGGGAGAGGAGGUGGUGGCCGGGAACGGCGGCGAUGGGCAUCGUAUGGGCAGCACUCUAGGGCUUGUGCUCUCCACAGGACACUGAGCCAUGGGGGUGCUGAUGUCAAGACGGCAGACGGUGGAGAAGGUGCAGAAGGUCAGCUUGGCUGUGUCAGCUUUCAAAGAUGGGCUGCGGGAGCAGCCAGUAUCACGGAGGCGGGCAGAAGCUGGGGGCACGCGCCGGGGGACACUGGAGCAGACAGUGCAAGAGGCAGAGGAGGAGGCAUCUGCAGGGCCCUCACAGCCAGAAGAGGUCAGCGCCAGCAAGGCUGCCUGGGAGCGGCUGCGGGAUGGCCGAGGUGUGGAGCCAGAGGAAUUUGAUCGAGCCAACAGGUUCACACCACCCGCCUUCAUUCGGCCCCAGCGAGAGCUGCACGAUGAUGAACCACUGGACAUCAGCCUGGAGCAGCGGGAGCAGGUCCUCAAUGAUGAGAUGUGUGAGAUCUGUGAAGUGUGGACAGCCGAGAGCCUCUUCCCCUGUCGCGUCUGCAGCCGGGUGUACCACGAUGGCUGCCUGCGCCGCAUGGGCUACCUGCAGAAUGACAGCGCUGUGGAGGUGACGGAGACUGCACAUACCGAGACAGGCUGGAGCUGCUACUACUGCGACAAUCUUAACCUCCUGCUGACAGAGGAGGAGAUGUACAGCUUGAUGGAGACCCUGCGGCAGUGCAAGAUCAUCCCAGAAACCUCCCUGACGCUGGACGACUUCCUGCACUACAAGCACCUGGUGCACAAGCAGCAGUUUGAGCGGCCCAUGGAGGAGACACAGGAGGAGCGGGCCACACUGCAGUUCUCUGCCCUGGAUCCUGACAAGAAGGGGCACAUUGAGUGGCCAGAUUUCCUCUCCCACGAGUCCAUCCAGCUGCUGCAGAAACUCCGGCCGCUGAACUCCCUGCUGCGGCUGCUGACGGUCAAGGAGCGGGAGCGGGCUCGUGCUGCCUUCCUGGCCCUUGACCAGGAUGGCAGUGGCUUCAUCGGGGAGAGCGAGUGCCACAAGGCCCAGCAUGCCUGGUUCCGCAAGCACCAGAAGGAGACACCAUCCUGCAGCGUCAGCAUCAGCCAUGUUGGGCCCAUGUCAGAGAGCAGCCCGGCCAGCAGCGGCAGCGGCAAGAGCCAGGAGAAGACGCUGCUGGCGUCGGAGCAGGAGGAGGCCAGGUCCAUCGACUGGCCCAGGUUCCUGCAGGAGAAUGUCGCCUACAUCCUGGCAGCCCGUCCCAACAGUGCCGCCAUCCACCUGCAGCCGCCGGCCUAGCUCCCGGCCUACCUGCCCCGGCGCCAUCUUGGUUGGCGAGGCCUCCCCUGUCGCCCUGCAGGGGAGCCCCGUUGCCACGGCGACCGGCCCCGCAUCCCAUUGGCUGAGGGAAGUACCGCCCCUUUUGCCCCACCUGCCAAUCCCACGCAGUUCUCCACCCUCUGCCAGUGGGGAGCCAGCAGCUGAUUGGCAGGCGGGAAAGCAGCUGCUCCCCCUUUCCCCUUGCCUCCGUGUUGGAUUUGAUGGUGACGCCCGAGCUGUGGGCCGCGCUGGGCUGCCACAACCAGAGCAGGUGCUGCCUUGGGUGCAGCGCUCUGAUUGGCUGGGGAAUGCCUCUGGUGCUGGAGGCCCUGCAGUGGGGAGGCCCUGGAGGCCAUGGGGCAGAGGAAGGCUCCUCUGCAGCAAGGCUGUCCCCAGCCCACAGCGCUGACAUCCCUGGGUCCCCCUCAGGGCAGCACUGCAGGCUGGCAGCCUCCCACAGCCCGGAACUGUGGCUAGAGGUCCUCCAGGAUCCUUCCUCCUGCCCCAAGGAUAAGGCCUCACAGGGUGGGGGUGAGGCAGCAGACCACGAGGCUCAACCCAGGGCCCCUUGCAGACCUUGCCCCAUGCACUCUGGAGUGGAGGUCUGGUUGCUCCCAUCUGGCGAGGCCUCACCACCACCUCCUCAGCCCGGGCGAUGAAGGCACCAUCCCGCUUGGCUCCCCCUCCCCAAAUCAGGGCGCUGCUCACCCCUUUAGGGCCUCCCUACCCCCUUUAGGCAUUCCCUUUCCCCUUCAGGAACUUCCUCCCUUGCAAGCUGUGAGACAAUCACAGAGAUUCAGGCCAUACGUGAGGCCGGGAGAUGAGCCAGUGCAACAUUUCAGGUGUUGGGCCUGAGGUGGGGCAUUGGCUGGCUGGAACAUGACUGGAGCGAGCAGGCAGCUGGGGAUAUAAGGUGUUGCAGCCUCCGCUCUGUACUGGGAAGUAUCCAUUAAACAGCUGUGUCCAACCAACCUCUGGCUGCUGAUUAUAUGAGGCACAUGCCACAGAUGCCAUACAGCACCCGCCUGUCUUGUCCCAGGGGGAUUUUGGGUGAACCCGCUGCUUCCUGCUGUGUUGAACAGCCUGCCCUGGGCUUGGGUCCUUGUCUCAUCAGGCAGGCUGUUCCUCGCAUCCCCAAAAGUCCUGCAGCGAUUAUGGGUGGAGAAGCUUGUGCCUGGGGACAUCUGCUCCUGUCCCUCUCUCCCAACUGCAAUCCCAGCCCUGCACAGGAGGAAAGCUCACACGUCAGUACAAAGCUGCUCCUUGUCCACAGAGGUGCUGGAGUCUGUGAGCAGGCAGACAAAGAACCCUGGGCAAUGGUGGAG
This is a messenger RNA of Phasianus colchicus (ring-necked pheasant), 6923 nucleotides long. It is a transcript of the gene PHF24, whose product is annotated as PHD finger protein 24. Gene Ontology annotation, molecular function: transcription corepressor activity; calcium ion binding. Gene Ontology annotation, cellular component: cytoplasm; nucleus. The record is from RefSeq and is a predicted model, not a curated record. NCBI's taxonomy places the organism in Eukaryota, Metazoa, Chordata, Aves, Galliformes, Phasianidae.